AUGGCAAAAGUAAUCAAUGCACUUGCAGAAACAGCUACUUCUCAUUUGUUGGGGGCUGUAACCAUUUUGUUGGAAGAGAAGGUGAAGGUCAUUUUGAAUGCAAAAGAUGAUCUCAGGAAGCUGGAACGCUUUCAGAAGGCGACAAAGAUCGAGAGUGAGCUCAAGGAUGCCUUUUACGAUGCCCAGGACAUUGGGCUUAGCAAAAGGGAGAAGGAUUCGGCAUUAAACAGAAAGGUACGAAAGCCUUGGAAUACUCUAUACUCAUGCUUUAAAGAACAUGUUUCUUUUCCCUACCACCUUGGUAAUGAAAUCAAGAAAAUCAACCAAAGGCUUGAUGAAAUAAAUAAUGAUAGGGAAAUGGUGGAUUUAGGUACGAUCAAAACAACACCAAAAGUGAGUGGUGAAGGUCCUGUUAGUGGUGUACAACCACCCAUAGGCAGGGAGGGUGAUAAGAAUGCCAUAAUCGAAAAGCUCUUGUUUGAUGGAGCUACGCUGAGUAGUGCGCUGGAUAGACAUGUAGGUAUUUCUAUUAUCUCCAUGACAGGUCAAGGCGGGAUUGGCAAGACAACUCCUGAAAAAAGUUAUUGA
Messenger RNA from Nymphaea colorata (pocket water lily), 588 nucleotides. RefSeq lists its product as uncharacterized. The transcript has a single exon. The record is from RefSeq and is a predicted model, not a curated record. Lineage: Eukaryota; Viridiplantae; Streptophyta; Magnoliopsida; Nymphaeales; Nymphaeaceae. The coding region runs from base 1 to 588 and encodes 195 amino acids.